Portunus trituberculatus (swimming crab) is the source of this 4769-nucleotide messenger RNA. Its product is annotated as lactadherin-like. The coding region runs from base 334 to 2133 and encodes 599 amino acids. Lineage: Eukaryota; Metazoa; Arthropoda; Malacostraca; Decapoda; Portunidae. The record is from RefSeq and is a predicted model, not a curated record. The transcript has 11 exons.
ACGCAACAGCUUGUGGAGUGCGGGCGUUCGGUCGACUCUCUGUGCAGAGCCAAACCAGUUCUCGGCCGCUGCGCAGGCUGACUACCAGAUGUGUACCACACUCGUGUUUCCCUCACGUGCUGUGCGAUCGUGUUGUCGCAGGACUUCUUGCUGAAACAUGUGAACCUUUAGUGAAAGGCUUUGGCACUAUUUGUCUCAACAAUCGUGCAGAAGUUUUAGUCGGUCAUUGUUGGAGGUGGUUUGCCGCUACAGAUUGUCUCAUGAGAGUCGGAGAGUGAGCCGGACCAGGAGGGACAUGUCGUCACAGAGCUAGGCGGUGGCUGAGUCGACACCAUGGAGCUGAGAUGGUGGCGAGCCCUGAGAGUGGUGCAGGGCCUCGCAUCGCUGGGAUCUUGGAUGCUGCUGCUGCUUCUGCUGCUGCUGCCGCCGCCACAGACGGCCGCUCUGUCCUCAGCGGAGAGUCAAGGUGAGUCUCCGCCCACUGCAGCAGAGGAGGGGUCGUCCAUGGAAGUCUUGGGAAGGGAAGAGCAUAGUUACAAUAGCACCCGCGUCCAGGAUGACUCUCCUCUUCAGCUUGACGACGCCGACGGUUUCCUUCCGCCGAUCAUCAUAACAGAAGCGCCUCUGGAGAACCCGAGUCCGCCAGGUUGCUCUCACCCGCUCGGCCUCACCACCGGAGACGUGUUGGACUGGCAAAUAUCCGCUUCCUCGUCUUACCCGUCGACGUGGGACGCAGGCUGCCAGGUCAAGUACGCCCGCCUGCACCAGCCCAACGGGCGAGCCUGGUGCGCAGGCAGGAAGGCCGCCGGCGAAUGGGUCCUGGUUGAUUUAGGUGUGCCGGCCAAGGUGACGGGCCUUAUGACGCAGGGCAAAGGGGAUGACGAGGAGUGGGUGACGUCCUUUGAGCUCUCCUACUCCCUGGACGCCUACCACUGGCACUACGCCCGCGACAUUUACAACAACAAAAAGGUGUUCCAGGCCAACGUUGACUCACACCAGACAAGACACAACUACGUGGAGCCGCCGGUGCUGGGUCGCUUUGUGAGGCUACACGUGUUGGAGUGGCACACACACCCCUCCAUGCGUUUUGAGCUGCUCGGCUGUCAGGAAUGCAAGACGGUGAUCAGUGAGGGCGUGGACGUACAGCUCACCGCCAGCUCCCACAAGCCUUGGCGCCGCAGCAAAUCGUGCCAGCCCAAGGACGCGGCGCUUAACUCCCAUCGCGCUUGGUGUGCCCGCAGGAAGGACGAGCACCAGUGGCUUCAGUGGGACCUGGGACCGCCACACCUGGUGACCGGAGUUGUGACGCGAGGCCGAGGGGACACUGGCCGCAAACACUGGGUCAAGGCCUACACACUCACCUAUUCCAACGACUCCAAGGUGUGGUUCACCUACAAAGACGGCAACCACCUCGAUACUAAGGUGAGCGACAAGGUGUUUGGGGGAAAUCUGGACAAGCACACGGAGCGGCGCCACUACCUCAACUCCCCCUUCAAGGCUCGCUACGUCCGCCUCCACCCUCAGCGCUGGCGGAAAUCCAUCGCCCUCCGCGCUGCCCUCAUCGGAUGUCCUCACAAGGGGGACUGUGGCGAGGGCUUCUUCAGGGUGACGCCAGACACCAACUGUGUUGAGAACGUGGCUUAUAAGGGAGGCACUUGGGUCAACGACAAGAGACACGCGUGGUCUGACUGGAACUACGGGCCUGCGGCGUUAGCAAUCGACGGUAACCAGGACACAAACCUGCAGUCAUGCGCCGUAGUGGACAACGAUCAUGUGGACGAGCCUGUGUGGAUGGUGGACCUGGGCAAGCGGCGGGAAGUGCGUGGCCUGGUGCUCAUCACAUGGCAGGGACGGGGCCAAGACCAGCAAACCCUGUAUAGGGAUUAUGUGUUCGGCCUCGACCGCCUUACCAUUUUUGUGGAGAAUCAGCGUCGCCUUGACACCUUAUCUCCCGAGGACCACAAGAAGUGCGCCUCCAUAACCAGGCUGAACAAUGCCCUCUUCAGGGAACGGGUGCAUGUGGAGUGUCCACAACCAAUCAAGGGGCGGUACCUGUACAUCAAGGCUAGCGGGGUGGCCAACAGGUGGCACCGGGUCUUCUCCAUGGUGCUGUGCGAAGUGAUGGCGUACUGACUCACCUGAAUCGCCUUCAAGCACUGCACCACCCAGCUUCAGCCUCAGCCUCCCCUCCUUAAUCCAAUCGCAAAGGAAUGAAAAUAUUUCCUCAUGCAAACUUAUACUAAUUAUAACUUUUUUCCAAUAAUGAAGCUUCAGAAAUGUGUUCAUAACAAUAAUAAGUGAUGCUGCAGAACAUACGGAGUAAAUUGUGCCAUAAGUGAGACAAGACAUAGAAAAAAAUAAGUGUCUCGUUAGACAACUGAUCAUCGUGUUACUGUUUACAGGAAGUAAGAUGUCUGAGAUGAAAAGGCAAGACAAACUAUGAGGCCAAGAGAGGUGGAGCUUCCUGGCACCACCUUGGCUAAGGUCCAGUCAGAAACCCAGACUGAUUGAUUAUUGUUAUUUUUAUGCCUCAGGAACAAGGUCAUAAGGCACCGAGACCUGGUAUGGAUGAAAGUGACCAUGAAUCUCAAGUGCUUUGUCUUGUGAUGCAUUUAUAAAUGUGUUUAAAUGUUGCAUUAAAAUGUUCCUCUUUCUCAUAGCGUGACACAGCACACCCUGUGCGACAGACUGGUGGACGCAUUGCAAGUGCAGGCCUGGGUGUGACUGUUUAGGCCUGUGAUACAGUAGACAAGAAAAAGUUAUGUACAUACACAAAAGAGUUUAUCUCAUUUAAAAUUAAUAUUUGUCCACAUUUAAUCCAUUCACAAAGUUUCAACAUGUGCAUCAUUAUGUGAACAUAGUGUGUGUGUAUCAUUAUAUGAACAUAAAGUGUGUGUGUGUGUGUGUGUGUGUGUGUGUGUGUGUGUGUGUGUGUGGGUGCGCAUGCACUUAUGUGUACACCUUCAUGCAUGCACCCAUCAGCUUGCAUGACAUGUAGGUAUCCCAGAAUUGGAACAGAGCAGGUGAAGAAGCAGUGCUCAUGACUGUUGGAUGCUUCCUGUUGUUAGCAAGGGUUGCAAUAUGAUGUCUAUCAGUUGUUAGGAUGUUUGCUCAUUAUUUAUGAACCCGUAAUAUAUGUACGUACGUAUACAUGAUGACUCAUGUCAUUAACUACGGUAGUAUGAUAUAGCAAAGAUGAAAGUAACUAACUGCUUGUGUUUGAGGGUCGGGUGCCUUCAAUUUUCUUUCAGUUGUAUGGCAGCAGCAUCUUUCCUACAAAGUUGUACAGGACAAGACAAAAACUGUAAAGUAAAUGUGGAUAUUAACAAUAUCCAAAUCUGGUUUGGCCUCAGCUAACAAUACCAUAUUUUGUAUUUGUCAAUGUUCUAUAACUGAGCGGUGGUGGUUUCUUUUCAUUAUCAUAACAAACACAUCUUGUUUGCAGCACCAAGGCAGAGCAACAAAUGGGAACACUGAGGAAAAUUAAUUUGUUUUCGUUUUGCAAGCUAUGCUUAGGCAUCUUUCACAAACAUGUAAUAAAUUAAUAAAUUUUUAAUUUGAACAGUGCCUAUUGCAUUCACACUCGAUCACCUAUUUUGAAUAAAAAUCUUUCAAGAGCAGUUGCACAAAAUGCUUAAGCCAUCUCACAUUAUUACAUUCCAAAAUGACAGGGACAUUCCUCAGAGGCAUCACUCCCAGCCAAGCUAGUUUUUACAAUUUGCAAAAAAUGGACCACUUCCCAUCAUUAAUUUGUCAAUUUUACCUCAACUCACUGAUUAAAAUGUAUUAGCAUCACUCUUAUCAAUCCUUCCACUGCCCCCAUGUUGCAUCAACUAUAAAUAGGAGAUGCUUUCCCUUUGGGGGUUGUAUUCAGUACUUGCUCACCACCUUGCUCUCACAAGUCAAUAAAUACUACACAGAUAGCCUUGUAUGUACUGCACAGUAGAAGUCUGCUUUAACUAAUUACAAAAUAUGAUCUGCUGCUAUUGAUUGAAAAUGUAUAAUUAUCACUGCCUAAUUUUACAGUAGCCACACAGAAAUAAUUUGCCUGUGGAGGUUAAGGUUAGCUUACUUUACAUGUGUACCCAUUCAUUACAGGAGAGAUAGUACUUGUGUGCUGCUGCUGUUGAAUUGUCCAGUUUGCCAAAGACACUUUUCUCCCAUCUCCUGGAAUCAAGUAUACAUUUCCCAAAAUAACUUACACAAAAGACUUAAGAAAAAUUUUUCCCUCCCUAUUAAGUGAAAAAUCUAAUGAAGCAAUGUAUUACUUAAGGAUAAAAGAAUUCAGAUUCCUUUAAGAAUUUCCUUGUAUAAAAGUGUAUUAAAUGUAUGUACUGUACAUAGAUAGUCAUUCUUUGCCUUUUAAUUAUAUAGAUAUAGAUACUGUCAAAAUCUUGUAUAGUUCAAAAUAUUUGUUUUCCUUUCAUCAGCCUAAGUGGUCAUGACGUUUUACUCUCUGAGGUUUCAGGAAGUUUCAUGAAUCACGUAAUAAUGAGAGAAAAGUAAUAGUAAUUUAUGUCUCCAAUUAAUAAUAAUAGAACAUUUAACACUGGUAAUAAGGUAGCAGGCAUUCAUAGAGACGAAUGUGUGGGGGUGUGUGUUGGGUGGGUGUGUUUGUGGGUGUGUAAUAUAUAUCAUUAGUCUUCCUGUAAGAAUUUAAGAACUGUUUGAUUCGUGGUCUUGAAGAUUUUCUCCACCCAUUUGAACAUGUAAUGUGUAUAUGUUGCUCAGUAUGUUGAAGUUUAUCAGUAAACAUUUCUCUCCUCCAA